CAUGUGUUUUCAUCCUGAAGGUUAGAAAAGGUGGGUACUCUAGACGCGCAGAGAGUGGUUCAUCAACGAUCUCAUGUACGUGGUUACAUGGUGGAGUUUUCCAUGUGCUUGCCAAUAUGCUGAGUCUUGUAUUCAUUGGAAUUUGGCUUGAGCAAGAAUUUGGAUUUUUUCGAAUUGGUUUCCUAUAUCUCAUGUCUGGUUUUGGUGGGAGUUUGCUUUCAGCUCUUUUUAUUCAAUAUGGUAUUUCUGUUGGUGCUUCUGGUGCACGUUUUGGUUUACUGGGAAGCAUGCUUUCAGAGCUCAUAUCAAAUUGGACAAUGUAUGUAAAUAAGUUAGCAGCAUUGCUUACUCUCCUUUUCAUCAUCAUAAUAAACUUAGCAUUGGAAUUCUACCACACGUGGACAACUUUGCUCAUAUUGGAGGAUUUGUCUCUAGAUUUCUUCUUGGAUUUUUUGUUUUUCAUCCGCCCCUAGUUUAAAUGGCUUACCCAACGGAAUGCUCCCCCUAGACGUGUUACUACUCCAGUUAAAUCUAAACCCAAUACGUAUCAAUAUGUAUUGUGGGUCCUCUCUUUGAUACUAUUGAUUGUUGGGUAAGCUCCUCCUCGAUCUUUGAUUUAAUUUUUUGACUUCAUGAACCUAAUUGAUUCCCUGCAUGAGAAUCUGGUAGCCACAGUUGGCACGUGCACAUUUUUUUUUAUCAAAUCAGAG
Messenger RNA from Malus domestica (apple), 710 nucleotides. NCBI's taxonomy places the organism in Eukaryota, Viridiplantae, Streptophyta, Magnoliopsida, Rosales, Rosaceae. The record is from RefSeq and is a predicted model, not a curated record.